GGUUUGUGAGAAACCGAGAUUUCCAAAAUGAAUAAAGAUGCCCAGAUGAGAGCAACCAUUAAUCAAAAGCUAAUAGAAACAGGAGAGCGAGAACGCCUUAAAGAGUUGCUGAGAGCCAAAUUAAUUGAAUGUGGCUGGAAGGAUCAGUUGAAAGCACACUGCAAAGAUGUCAUUAAAGAAAAAGGAUUAGAGCAUGUUACUGUGGAUGAUUUGGUGGCAGAAAUCACUCCCAAAGGCAGAGCCUUGGUACCAGACAGUGUAAAGAAAGAACUCUUGCAAAGAAUAAGAACCUUCCUUGCCCAGCAUGCCAGUCUUUAACUUUGUUCAUCUGGGAUGAUGCUUGUUUCUGUAUUAUGUCAGUCAUGUCAGGAUUGGAAUGCAGGUUCCAUACUUAAGGAUUGAAAAUCAUUAUUUUUUUUGUAAGAUGAGUUGAAGUUUCUUUGCACUGCAUUGAUUUCUUAAACUUGAUGUUACUUUAAUAAAAAAUUUUGUGGACUUGUG
Molecule: messenger RNA, 501 nt
Organism: Charadrius vociferus (killdeer)
Lineage: Eukaryota; Metazoa; Chordata; Aves; Charadriiformes; Charadriidae
Gene: ENY2
Product: enhancer of yellow 2 homolog (Drosophila)
Exons: 4
Coding region: 28-318 (96 amino acids)
Biological process (GO): poly(A)+ mRNA export from nucleus; regulation of transcription by RNA polymerase II; positive regulation of DNA-templated transcription
Cellular component (GO): DUBm complex; nuclear pore; SAGA complex
Molecular function (GO): transcription coactivator activity; chromatin binding
Source: RefSeq, a predicted model, not a curated record